CCCCAUGCGUGAAGUAGCCGUAGUUUCUCUUCAUUGAUCGCUAAAUUUCGGUUUACGAUCGCCAUUCUUACCAUCAAAGCUAUGCUUUCUUAAUGAUUAUUUUUGGUUAGGCAGUUGUAAUAAAUUAUUUUUACUUUUUUAUACUUUUUAUUUCAUCAUUAAAUAGCCUAGAUCUUGCAGUAUUUUUAGGUGACACACUCAUUACUUAUGUAAAUCGUUCUCCCGUUAGCAUAUUCCAUGAAAUGGUAAAAGAGUACUGAGUUUAGUAUUAGAACAGAAAAUAUGGAACCAAAAUCCACCGAUAAAUUUUUGGCUAAUGGUUCUACUACUUCUGCGGAAAAUGAGGCCUCAACUACUCGAGAUGUCACAGAUAUCAUUGGAGAAUAUGGUCCAUGGCAACGUUUGAUAUUCAUACUUACCUGUUUGCGAGGAACUCCGACUGCAUUUUACAAUUUAAGCACACCAUUUUUUGCACCCAAGCAAGAUGUCUGGUGUGCACAGCCAUCAUUCUCUAAUUGGAGCGUGGCAGAGUGGCGAAACUCGGCUAUCCCUUUGGAAUAUCAUGAAGGAGAACUGGUUCCAAGUCGAUGUAAUAUGUAUGAAGUUUUGCUAGUUAAUGAUGAACCUGUCAUUAACAAAAAUAAAACAGUUCCUUGUAGUGCCUGGGAGUAUGACAACUCAUUUUAUACAAAUACCUUAACAAGAGAAUAUGACUUGGUGUGUGGCAGAGAUUGGCUUAUUUCCUAUACUCAAUUCAAUUAUAUGGCUGGCAUGAUGUGUGGAGUCUUCAUUUUUGGACAUCUAGCUGAUAGGUUUGGGAGGCGAAUAAUUUUAAAUAUUUCUGUUACACUGAUGUUGAUAGCCAGUGUGAUUGCUGCCUUUUCACCUACUUUCACAUUUUUUAGUGUAGCUAGGUUUUUCUUAGCUCUUGGUGUUGGUGGAACACAAAAUACAUCUUUUUGUUUGUUAAUGGAGGUUUUGGGGCCAAUUUAUAGAACCCGACCGACUUUUGCAUUUUCUUUUGGCUGGGCAUUUGGCCUUUUGCUACUGCCAGGAAUGACCUACUUGAUCCGAGACUGGGUGUAUCAGCAGUUAGCAAGUGCUGCUGUAUCAUCAAUCCUACUUUCUUAUUGGAUCUUCAUGCCUGAAUCUCCUCGAUGGUUGAUGACUCAAGGAAAGUAUGAAAAGGCUGAAAAAAUUAUGAUCAAAGCUGCUAAACGAAAUAAUCUGGAAAUAAAUAACAUGCCUCUUAUGAUGAAACAGCUGAAAGAAAGAAUUGAAAGGGAUGAAAGGAAGAAAAAUCCCAGUGUGAUAGAUUUGUUUAAAACUGCUAAUUUGAGAAAAAAUACUAUAUUUGUCUACAUAUCAUAUUUUUCUGUUGCCUUUGUAUUUUAUGGACUUUCUUUGGGCCAGACAAAUUUAGGGGGUAAUCCAUUCCUAAAUUUUUUUAUUGGGUCGGCCGUGGAACUUCCAGCUUAUGUCCUUUGCAUAAUUUUCAUCAGGUAUUUACGUCGAAAGCCUUCCUUCUUAAUAUUUGAUAUCAUUGGAGGGCUAGCUUGUUUUUUCAUGAUUCCUUCGGACUACACUUGGAUCCGCUUAACUGCAGCAAUGCUUGGUAAAUUAUGCAUCAGUGGUGCAUUCAUCAUCCUUGCUAUCCAUGCUUCAGAAAUAUUCCCCACUGUGGUUCGAACUGUUGGCUCUGGCACCAGUCUCAUGAUGGGAAGGAUUGGAGCUAUGGUGGCUCCUUUUAUCAAAGAGUUGGGUAAUGCCACUCAUCCUGCCGUGCCUGCCAUAGUGUAUGGCUCACUUUCCUUUGUUGCUGCUGUACUGAUUGCUCUUUUGCCAGAAACUUACAACCAAGUAUUGCCAGAUACUAUCUGUGAAGCUGAAGAACUUGGAACUGGCUUGGAUGAAAUUCAAAAAAUUACUAGUAUUUCUGAUUUGCAUAAGGAGAAAGGUGAUGUGAAGAUGAGAAUGCUGCAGAAUGGUAAAGAAAUAAAAGAUCCUGAAGUUUAAUUUGGCUUUGUAAAAGUGGCUGUAAAAAGAAAAAAAAUUUGAGCAGGGCAUUUGGAGGAGACUUAAUAUUGUUUAUCACUUACUUGCAUUUGUUUAUUUCAUAUUUCUAUUUUUUUAAAAUGCAUAUUGCAUUUUGUUUUGUAUUUUUACAUUAUUUUACCUGUUAAUGCAAUUGUAUCAUGCUAUGUUAGUGGGUGUAUAACUUGUUAUAGAUGCGUAUUUUUUACUUGUGUUAAUGAUUUUUAAAAGUAUUAUGAUUUUGUUAAUGUAUGUAAUCUCAUUUAUAUUGUUUUUUAAAUUGACAUUUUCUUUUGUGGCUGUAGGCUUUAAAGGCAAAACACAAUUAAAACUUUAUAGAUAUAUACAUCUAUUUGUCAGCGUCGUGAAGCUUAGUUAUGCAGUUUUAUAAAUGUAAUGAUUUGAAAUCAAAUGCCUUCCAGUAUCUAUGCAAUGAAUCUACAUAAUUAUAAAUAUUUGUUAUUGUUUAAGUUUAUAAUAGAUUUUCUAACAAAUAAGAAUUUUGAAAGAGAUCUGCUAAAUCAAAUUUAAAGGAAAAGAAAUUAAAAAUUUUCAAAUUUAUUGUAAGUAAACCCUUGAUGAAAUCGGAAACGUUAUUAAGGGAAGUAAUAUCUGGUUUUCAUCAUAAUUUUCUUAAAUUUCUUGAUUCUUCAUAAAGUAUCGUUAUUUUCCUCAGUGAGUACUUAAAUAGAACAUCCAGUUUUGAUAACUUUCAUUAUGCAUUAGGUAGAAUUUUCUGCAUCCAUUUUUUGGUGCACUUCCUUUUACUUCAGGAUUGUAUUUUAUAAUUUAUAGCUGUGAAUUGAUAGAGCUUCUCUGUAAACAUUAAUCGUUAUUUGAAAUUUACAAAAAAAA
This is a messenger RNA of Argiope bruennichi, 2889 nucleotides long. RefSeq names its product organic cation transporter protein-like. NCBI's taxonomy places the organism in Eukaryota, Metazoa, Arthropoda, Arachnida, Araneae, Araneidae. Gene Ontology annotation, cellular component: membrane. The transcript is spliced from 12 exons. Gene Ontology annotation, biological process: transmembrane transport. Gene Ontology annotation, molecular function: transmembrane transporter activity. Bases 283 to 2016 code for a protein of 577 amino acids. The record is from RefSeq and is a predicted model, not a curated record.